Messenger RNA from Spirodela intermedia, 6881 nucleotides. Lineage: Eukaryota; Viridiplantae; Streptophyta; Magnoliopsida; Alismatales; Araceae. The record is from the annotation of a GenBank genome assembly.
AUGGGGCCAAGUGGCCCAAUAAUUUCUCCCCCGCCGACAACCUCUUUGGGUUGCGGCCUCUCUAGAUUGUGUGAAGCCCCGUCCUUGAAGAAUUCUCACGGAUUGGUCGUUGAGGCGCAAUUAUAUGGAACGUCAUCUACUCACGCAAUUAUCGGUCGUUGUGUUCUAACAUUAAAAGAUUCAGCAUAGCCACUGUUCACGUGUUGGUUGGUAUAUAAUGUGGCGCUCGCAGGCAGCUGGACUCCUGUGAGCCACAGAGUCCGAUCUUGUGCGUCAGAUCCGUCCCCAUAUUCUACGCACCCCCACUUCCAAUUAUCUGUAAACUCCGGUCCUUCUCGGUGAGCUCUCACUCUCUUCCUCUGCCUCUAAUCAAGGUGAGAGCACUCGCCUCUCCUACAGAACUCAGCCGUCUGGCUCAACUGGCUUAGAUCUGAGAGGUCAUGUUUUCCUGUUGGAUGCUCAUGCUCAUCAGUUUGCUGCCUCUGUUGGGGACCGGAGUGUCCACAAUUUCAACAGUCUCUAUUACUACCCAUGAUGUUAGUCUGCAACUUCAUGCAGCUGAUGUGACGUAGACAUGGCUGCCCAAUGUUGGGCACGUGACUCGUUUAAGUGAGCAAGUGGCUAGGCGUCGAGCUCAUAUGGCGGCUGCGCAGAAGAAGAGAGGCGGGGUCCACGGGAAAAUCGGUCCAUCCAGCGACCGAAACGGCAACUUGCUGGACAUCCGUAGAGUUAUCUCGUAUCGCAUCGCUAUCAUCCCAGUAGAAAGAGUUUGUGAGUCUUAAAAGGAGAUUUCUGUUGGGUUAGUGAGUUCAUUUGAAAGCCAAGAUCAUAGAUUUCAGCUCUAAGUUCUUGAGAAGUAUUAUUUUGUACUUGUUUCAUAUCUAGUAGAGUUUUUAUCGUCACCUAGAGACAUAAGAGGCUACUCUUUUAAUCACAGAAGAAUUAUUAUGUCAUAUUAUGGUCAUGAGUUGUUUGUUUUCUAUUUUCUUACUUCCCGUUAUAUCCAAUAAUUUCUAUAAGCCUAUAUAUUGGGCUUUUAUUCUAACAACUAGUAUCAAAGCGUGGUUGAAAGAAAGGUGAUAGAAACGCAGGAGAGAUGAUAACUCAAGCCUCAUAUUAUACGAUUCAAAAAAAUAAGUCUGAACCAUCAAUACUGAACCAACAUACUGAACCCGUCAAAAGAGUUCAACAUAGCAUCACUUGCAUCACAAACCCUGCCCUGAAAUCCAUCGCUCAAACAUACCCCGACAUUCCUUGGGCUUGUACUCUGGAGCUUCGUGACCUGCACCCUGAAAAAGGUACAGAGAGUUUAACACGCGAAAGGGAAAGGGGGGGGCAAAGACAACCAUGCAAACCAGUUGAAAGCAUCUAUCCUUCUUCACACAAGUAACUGUGCUACUAGAAAUGGAUGCUGACCUUGACCGUCGCGAAUGUCAAGUUGUUGGUGUAAGUCUCCGUGUAUCUGAAAUCAUUCACCCAAAAAUGGCCACUGUUUAGCCCAAAAAGAUCACGUUGAGAAAGAAACCAAUGGAGGUCAUCGGUUUAGGUAAAGACCCGGCAACUUGGUCAUUGAUCCACCAAGGCCGCCACCCGUAGAUGAUGGAAUAAUUGAGAGAUCUGAGCCAUGCUUGCGUCCCUACAGUGUUGGCAAGCAGAUCGUGGUCGCCACUGCUUUGAGGAAAAUGACAGGACUAAAAUCAACGUCAUUUCGUAAGGUGCAUGAAACCUAGAAGCGAAGUAUAUGUUUUCUCGUGCGUGUAUCCAAUUUGGAAAUAAUUACGCCUUCAGAAGACAGAAUUCUCACAUGUACACCAAAGCUCGUAGGCCUCCACAGGUAUUGUUGAGAUGAUACGAAACUGAGCUGGGAAUAUCAUUCAUGUACUUCUCCUUUAUAUCUUCUCGGCAUCUAUUCCAGUCUCCAGUCCAUCCCUGCUGUGCACCUUGCAACCAUCAAGCUUGGAUGAUGGGUUAGGUCGCUGCACCUCCUACAGUGAGAGUACUUACCUUACGGACUCCAAGCGCUUCUCGCACUUCAUCGCUGUUCGCCCAUGAUUUGGCCAACAUAUAGCCAUAGGACUGUGGAACAAAUCCAUGUGUCACAGACCAGGUUCAUCCAUGCAAGACACAGGAAGGAGAUAGACCAACAAUCACAAAGAGAGAGCUUACGCGGCAUCGUUUGCUUGGGAUCUGCAGGGAAAAAGGGUGAGCUCUCUCAAGUUCACUGAGACUUCUUUCCACUGGGGCAGACUGUUUAGGCUUUGGAGAUGCUGAGUCACAAUUAGGCUCCAAGAUAUAUUUCUGAUUAAGGCCUUUGAGGUUCUGAGUAUAAAAUAAAACCCCAGUAAGAGCGACUGGAACGAAGUCGAUCACCGUACACAGUCAAAGGGAAACACACCUCUUCUACGGCCUCAAGACACUCGGAGCAUUGAACACUGCGAGGCAUAACAUAAUCCCCGCUACAACUUGCCUUUGUCGCCUGUAAAUUUACCAAAAGUGCGAAUCAAUAAGAAUAGGUUUUUGUUUUUAUGAUCCCCGUGAUUCUCGAAAGUGUAGGUAUAGUGAAGGAAAUUUAGACAUUCAACCAGAAUUAAGGAAGCUCGUCUCAACCUCAACCACUGGAAGCUAUGUUUAGAUGGAAAAAUAGGUCAAACCAGCCUACUCCUCGUUUAGGUAAAGUGUCCAGGAGGGGUCCAGAAAGGAGGUCAUUGUCCGAGUUUUCCUCGGAAUCUGGGCUCAGGCUGGCCUUGCCAAGUGACAGGCUCAGUCCGACCAUGCACAACUCUAAAUAUGUGCCAAUUAUUUCAAUCAUCCAUUCUCUCAAACGAAAACAAAGAUAAGAUAUAAACCACAUAUUGGAUCAGAAUGAUUCACCUCGUACAGCUCGUCGGAAAUAAGUCCCAUCCCAUGGGAAUGUGGAAUCCUCGACCCCCUAUCAUAACGUCUCUCACCCGUCGCCGGGUUUCCAACUAAAUAGCCCUGUAAAUCUCGCACCACAAAUGUCAUGAGAAAAACAUGUUGGGUGCUUAUUUUAGAAAAUUUGGCUUUUGUUCGUCGGCCGGCCCACCUUGAGAUUGACGAGGGGCUUUGACCCUGCCUCGAUUCCUGAAACAUGAUUCAACCUGAAUGACUUCCGAGAAAAGCACCUCGGCGGAAAGCGCAAGAGUUUUUCGAUCACGAAUUGGAGAAAACAAAAAGGGAACCCCAUAAGCAGAAAGGAGUGGCCGCAUGCGAUGACCGAGGGACGUGUACAAGGCACCCCAAACAGGCCGCGCUUUCGAGCAGCACCCCUUAUCAUCCCACAGGAGCGGCACAGAAGAAGCUGACCCCCCUCGAACCCCGCUCAUCUUCCUCUUUGAAAAUGAUUUCGAGACCCAAACCAAGAAAUAAACAAAUGAAAACUCCAUUACCAUUUAUUACUUCCCGUGCGACGAUGGGUGCUAAUUUCCCACCUUGUGACUGGCCGGCAAUAUAGAAGGGAUUCGAGAUGAACUCCGGGUGAUCCACGAGCCACUACACCACCGGAUGUUCGACUGAAGGUGAGUCAAAAAUGCGGAAAGAUAGAAAUCGCCGUCUGGUGUUGUGAUUCCGCGAACAUAUGGUAUCACCUUCUUAAUGAAUGCGCCAAGAUGCCUUGAUGUUUUGGUGUCCGACCAUUCAUUUUCCUCGGCGGCCUUGGAGUACGAGAAUCCGACGCCCACAGGCGAAUCCACAAAGAUUAUACUGCUGAUCUAUCGAGAAAAAGUCAUAAGAACAGGUCACGAUAGAGAGUGACGGACAGAGGGAGACCGAGAAGAGCUGACUUGUACCCUCGUCCAAGACUCCUCUCGGUAGAUCAAAUUGGGCAACCGUCUGCUCUCGUAACUCUUGAUAUCAAAGGUGAAAGGGCCUGCACAGCGACAGAGGUCAGCAAAAUCGCUCAUAAUCUCUUGUAAACCUGUCUAUGGCUGCACGCCAAAAUUGUUGUCCAAUGCAUAAAGGUCCUCCGAUGAAACGUGUUGGGUUGGCCUGAGGCCCCGAAAUCAAUCGACCAUCCGAGACUUACCACCUUGGCGCACUGUUCCCAGUAGAAGAUCCUAAACAUCCCUUUUCAGUCAACCAUUCAAAAUAACGAUGAGUGGUGAAAUAGGAACCCAGGAAUAACGAACCCAGGUCCUGUGAAGGCUCGAAUUCUUCGCAAAUAUACCACCUUACCGAUUUCAUACGCUAACACGUUCAACCCUGAGCAGCCGGGGCCGCCGUUAAGCCACAACAGUAGGGGAUCCUCUGCCGGGCUUCUCUCCGACUUGACAAAGUAAUAGAACAGGUUCACCUCCUCCAACUCGUCCACCGCGAUGUACCUAGCGUCCGAGAUCUCUUUCUCCUCAAGACAUCGCCGCGAAGGCGCAGGAAGAACGAGAGGGCGAACGAGGAGUAGAAGAAUGGCGGCUUACCCUGUUUCCAGUUCGAAGGGGAGGCGACCGUCGAAUCCCGGCAAGUGAGUGAUGGUCGUCAAGCCGGACACAGUCCACAGCCCUAAAGUCCAAGAACAGGCAAUCACCAUGACCAGGCCAGCUAUCGCCGGCGUCAUGGUCAGAUCAGCGACGACAAGGAGGCAAAUGCCGAACCUAAGUGUAAGAAUUAUGGAGAGAUCGAGAGGAGAGGUGUGAUGUAUUCAGAAAAAUAUCUGUGGGACAUCUGAGGGACGGCCGCAGAUUGUUCUUGGCCUCGCCUUAUGUAAAACGGACAAAAGACAUUUAUUGCAUGUCGUUCUUACACUUAAAAGGCCGACGCCCACUUGGGUCUAUUGAUGCCCACUUUAAAUUGCCAUUAUCUCUCCUUGUUUGUAACUGCACGUCGCCAAUCUCUGAAACGGCCUAUAUGAUGUAGUUUAUCUCCCGGGUUACAAGUAGGCAUUUUGCCAGAUGUUUAUAUCAAUCUAACUAUAUAAUUUACCUUAUCUGCUGGAUUUCAAGUGGGCAUUUUACCCCAGAUGUUUAAAUGAAUAUAACCUUGUGUGAUUCAUGUUGAAUCAUACACUCAAAGGGUGGGUAUUUUCAUUCUACCAUUGUUCAUAUGUGUGACACUUUUUGAAUCUCUUUCUCUCUCUAGAACACAAUUAUAUAUGUAUAUAUUAAAUCUUCUUUGUAAUUGAAAUAAUUAAAAGAUGUAAAUAUGACUUAAGCACUCUAAAAAGACAUUAAUCUCAUGAUCUUAUUCCUAGAGAUAAGUCUUAAAGAAAGAAAUUAAUUUGGAAAAAAUAAAGUAAAGCUUAUAUUUAUUAUUGAACUAUUGUGUAUAAUUUGUAGAUGCUUGAUAAGUCUUCAUUAUCAUGAGUUAAUAAUUAAUAAAUAACAUAAUUUUAGUCUUAACUCAUGAUAAAUAAACUUAUAUUUAUGUUAAAUUGUGACAAGUGUUUUUCAGUUAGUUAAUGUGAUUUUUAUAAAUUUAUAUAAUUUUUAUAAUCUUAUUUUUAAAAUAAAUGAUAAAAAAUAAAAUAAAUCCCCUCGCUUCACGCCAGGCUUGGAACGAACACCAAAGCCAAAGUGCUUGCAUUUUUUUUUUUUUGUUUUUUUUAUCUAGUUUGAUCUCGUAGUUGGACGAGGGGUUAGCUUUCUCUGGUUCACCGCCUUGGGAAAAUGGGAGGACCUGCUAGUCAACUAGGCCCACAAGUGAGUUGGAAGUGCAGUUGGGCGAAGCCACGAGUAAGGGCUCGAGGGUCUAAGGGUGACCGAUUGGGGGCACAUGUGCAUCACUCCCCUUUCACGUCACUGGUGGUUAGUCGAGCAUGGGACAAGGAGUGGUCGUAAACACGCAAGAAAAGUACUUGUUGAUUCUCAAAUCUUAUAUUACUAUAUAUUCAUCCCAACAUUUGACGUAUAGUCCAUGUGAGACUAAACCUGGUCACAGCUUCCCCUAAAUGUUUUUGAUGAGUUUAAUACUUCAAGUAUCCUUUAUUUAUAACAAUGAGAUACCAUGAUGAUGUCACUAUAUAAGAGUAUUCGAGAACUUAUUUCUCUCUCUCUUAUGCAGAUGGAUGAUUGGGGUAGAUUUGAAUCUAAUUAGAGCCAAAACUCAUAUUUUUUACUUGAUUAAAUCAUGAUUUUCCUAUAGAUCACUAGUGAAGGAUUAAGCCACCAAAAUCAUUCAAUCAUUGACAAAAAUUUUGUCAACAUAAUUCGUGGAACAUUAUCAUGACCAGGUCAACUAUCGUCAGUAUCAUGGCCAUCAAUUAGUGACGGUGAGGAGGCAAACGUCAAACUUGAUGUGUGAGGAUUACGGAAAGAUCAAGAGGAGAGGCAUAGUUUAUUCAAAAAUAUAUAUGAGAUGGCCACGAAAGGUUAUUGGCCUCCCCUCAUGCAAAAUGACAAAGACAGUUAUUGCUAGUCAUUAUUACACUUAAAAUGCUGGUGUCCACGUUGGCUCCUCUAUGUCCACUUUAAAUGUCCAUUAUUUCUACUCAUUUGAAACUUAAUGGGCAAGAAGACAAUUACUUAGACGGACUAUAUAAUGUACAUUAUGAGCUGGGCUACAGUCGGCAUUUUACUAGAUGUUUAUAUGAAUCUACCCUUUUGUGAUUCAUUUGGGUAUUUUCAUUUUGUUGUAGGUCAUUUAGAUACAUACAUAGACCCUUGGGUGAUUCUUGGUGAAUCUCUCUCUCUCUCUCUCUCUCUCUCUCUCUCUCUCUCUCGAACACAAUUAUAUAUGUAUAUAUUAAAUCUUCUUUGUUAUUGAAAUAAUUAAAAGAUGCAAAUAUGACUAGGGCACUCUAAAAGGAUGUUAACCCCAAGAUCUUAUUCCUAGAUAUAAGACCUAAAGAAAGAAAUCAAUUUAUGAAAAAUAAAGGAGAGUCUAGAUCCAAAAAAAUCAUAAAUAAAUUUUACAAUUAUUAUCACAAUUAGUGA